AUGAUAGCGGAUUCUGAGGUUUCGUUGUUUUCGGAUUCCAGUCGAUUAUCUAGUAGUAAUACUCAUUCACAACAUUCAGCACCAAGUUUUCUCUUUGGUUCUCAUAGUAGACGUCGCAGUUUAAUUAUGUCGUUCGAUGACAGUUCAGAAAAGCGGACAACGGAACAAGAUACAUUAACCUCAUCCUCAAAGAGCAGUUCUCAAACCAAUAAAAGUGUUCACUGGUCACCAGCUUUGACACAAACGAAAAAUACCAGUUUAGGUGGUCUAUAUGAAGAUUUUCACAUGGAUACUGAUUUGGAUAAGUUAUCUUCAGUAGGAUCAGAUGUUCCCGUUGAUCCCCCUCUUCGUUCUAUGAGGGAGGAACUACUUCCUUCAAAUCUCCUACCCAGAGAUUUAACUUCUUCAUCUGCGAAUUUGUCAAGCAUGUUGGAUCUUAAGACACAACAAGAAAUUGCUGCGCACUGGGUUACUGUGUUUGGUUUUCCUCGUGAAGAUGCAACAAAUGUCCUUAAAUUAUUUACACGACAUGGAACAGUUGUGGCUCAUCGUUUUCCUAGAGAAGGCAAUUGGAUGUUUAUACGUUAUGCUUCACCAAUUCAUGCCCAGCAAGCUCUUUCUCGAAAUGGACAAAUUAUGGAUGGUCGAUUGCGUUUAGGAGUAGUUCCAGUUGAUAAUCAGGAGUUGAUGAAUUUAGAGGAUGAUGACUAUUUGAACAUAUUUUCACAAACAAAUAAUGAAAAUAGUAAUCAGUUCAGCCGUAAUGGGUCUAUUUUGUCUGAAGUAUCCUUUUUUUGUGAAAAUGACCCGUCAACAAUUACACUCUCAUGUCCUCUGGAUACAAGUUUCAAUCCUUCAUUAAUUGCGUCACCUGUUCGUGGAGGAAUUCGUUCUUUACGUGCUUCUUUCAACGCGGUAGAUAAUUAUUACCGGGUUGAUGAUGAAAAGGAACCAGAAAAAUCUCACGGAUUUUUGGAUAAACUAUGGAGCUUUGUUUCAUAA
Molecule: messenger RNA, 1002 nt
Organism: Brugia malayi
Lineage: Eukaryota; Metazoa; Nematoda; Chromadorea; Rhabditida; Onchocercidae
Gene: Bma-npp-19
Exons: 8
Coding region: 1-1002 (333 amino acids)
Biological process (GO): regulation of DNA-templated transcription; nuclear pore organization; NLS-bearing protein import into nucleus
Cellular component (GO): nuclear pore nuclear basket; nuclear pore central transport channel; nuclear membrane
Molecular function (GO): phospholipid binding; single-stranded DNA binding; structural constituent of nuclear pore
Source: RefSeq, a predicted model, not a curated record